Messenger RNA from Dromiciops gliroides (monito del monte), 960 nucleotides. Its product is annotated as P2Y purinoceptor 3-like. The coding region runs from base 1 to 960 and encodes 319 amino acids. The transcript has a single exon. The record is from RefSeq and is a predicted model, not a curated record. Lineage: Eukaryota; Metazoa; Chordata; Mammalia; Microbiotheria; Microbiotheriidae. Gene Ontology annotation, cellular component: plasma membrane. Gene Ontology annotation, molecular function: G protein-coupled receptor activity. Gene Ontology annotation, biological process: G protein-coupled receptor signaling pathway.
AUGGAAGACGACGGCGGGCUGGCGGCCAACGUCUCCUCGGAAAACGAGUGGUGCAAGAUUGCGGAGGACUACAAGAGGAUCUACCUGCCGGUGACCUACAGCCUCGUGUUUGUGCUGGGGCUGCCCCUCAAUGGCGCGGUGCUCUGGCUGUCCUGGUGCCGCGCCCAGCGCCGCACCUGCACCGCCGUCUACCUGGCCAACCUCAUGGUGGCCGACCUGCUGUACAUCGCCACGCUGCCCUUCCUCAUCAUCAACUACUCGCUGGGGGACCGGUGGCCCUUCGGCGAGGUCUUCUGCCGCCUGGUGCGCUUCCUCUUCUACGCCAACCUCUACGGCAGCAUCCUCCUGCUCACCUGCAUCAGCGUGCACCGCUUCCUGGGCGUGUGCUACCCGAUCCAGUCCUUGGCCUACCGCACCCGGAGGCUGGCCCACGUGGGCACGGGCGCCACGUGGGCACUGGUGGUCCUGCAGGCGCUGCCCACCUUGGUCUUCUCGGAGAUGGGGCCCAGCGACGGGCGGCUCGUCUGUUACGACCUAAGCAGCCCCGACAACUUCGGCUCCUUCUUCGUGUACGGGAUGAUCCUGACCUUCUCGGGCUUCGUCGUGCCCUUUCUCAUCAUCCUCAUCUGCUACUCGCUGAUGGUCAAGGCCCUGCUGAAGCCCGAGGAGGCCGGGUCGGGGCUGGGCGCGGCUGCCCGUGCCAAGUCCGUGCGCACCAUCAUCGCCGUGUGCGGCCUCUUCACCCUCUGCUUCGUGCCCUUCCACGUCACGCGCUCCAUCUACUUCUUCGUCCGGCUGCGUGCCAACGAUAACUGCUCGCUGCUGACGGGGGUCAGCGUGGCUUAUAAGAUGUGGCGGCCUCUGGUCAGCCUGAACAGCUGCUUAAACCCGGUGCUCUUUUUCCUGUCUGGUGGCUCCAACAGAAUCAGGCUGAUCCAGGAACUGUGGCACAAGAAGUGA